UGUUUCUCAAAAUAAUAUUUUUAGCAAAUGAAAAUGAUCCACAUCGUACCCGAACCUGUAACAUGGCGCUGUCCAUCAAGAUGGUGAAGAUGUUGACCAUUGGAUUGUUAUUAUUUUGUCUUACGUCUACAGUACAGGGAAAACCCAAAUCUGUAUCUGUGUCACUUGAUGCUAAAUGGGGUUCAACACCUUUAUUGUUAGAAGCUAGUGAAUACCUUGCAAAAGAAAAUAUUGAAUAUUUUUGGAGAUAUAUUAGUGACGUUUCACUACUCAAACCAGAGGAAAUGGAAAGUGUAAAAGAUCUACCCUACUAUUCCAUGAUACUUCAGUAUGCAGAGAAGUCACUAUCUAAGUUACAGAUGAGCUUACUCAAGUUGUCAAUGUCUCUAAGAAUAUAUUCUCCUGCUAUCGAAAGUUUUAAUCAGAUGGCGCUGCAUGAGCCUCCCCCUGAAAAGAAAAACUGUGAUGUAUUUGUGAGCUUGAAUGGACUUCAGGUCUGCAGUCCAAAAAAAAUAGAAAAAAACCUGGAAGAAGCCAAGAAAAGGAAAAAGACAGCUAUAUACAAGUUUGAUCAUGUUUACCCAGGAUCAGAUGAUUCUGAUAUACCUGUAGUGGCUGUUUUGUAUGGAGAACUUGGAAAGCCAAAAUUUAGGGACUUCCAUGUGGAACUUAGAAACUUGGCCAUGAGUCAUGAAGUUACUUAUUUACUGCGACACUUUGUUAAGAAUCCUUCUGAACAGAAGACCAGAUUAUCAGGUUAUGGGGUAGAACUUGCAAUCAAAAGUCAGGAAUAUAAAGCUAAAGAUGAUACAAAGAUUGAAGGUGAUGGAACAAAAGAGGAAGAUGAAGUGAUAGAAGGAGAAGAUGAAAUUCAAGGAUUUAUUUUCUCAAAACUCAAAGAUUUGUACCCAGAACAACAGGAUGAUUUGAAACAAUUUAGAAAACAUCUUAGAGAAUCUUCUACAGAACUGACAGCAUUGAAAGUAUGGCAGUUACAAGAUUUGAGCUUGCAAGCUGCACAAACUGUAUUGUUAUCUGAAGGUCCAGAAGCUCUGAAAAAAUUACAAGAUAUCAGUCAAAACUUUCCUUCUGUUGCCAGGACUUUGGUUAAAGUGCCAGUGAAGAAAGAAAUGAAAAAAGAAAUUGAGAAAAACCAACAGUAUUUUGAGAAUUACCAUGGUAUAUCCCCAGGAGAUGCUGCCCUGUAUGUUAAUGGUCUACCAAUAGAUAUAGAUGUAUAUGAUAUGUUUACAUUCUUAGAUGUAAUGAGAUCAGAGGCCAAACUGAUGCAAGGAUUAUUUUCUUUAGGUUUCAAGGGAAAUGAUUUAUCCCAGUUGAUGAAGCUAGAUUUGUCAGGAGAAACAGAAAAUUUUGCACUAGAUAUUAGACAUACUGCCAUUCAAUAUAUAAAUGAUUUAGAAAAAGAUAAGAAGUAUAGUAACUGGCCAAGCAGUGUCCAAGAUUUACUGAGACCUACUUUUCCAGGGAUGUUACGACAUGUUGCUAGAAAUAUAUUUCAUUUGGUUUUCAUUGUUGAUCCAUUGGAUAAAGAGAGUAGAGAGCUUGUUAAAAUGGCUGAAGCAUUCAUUGUUCACAGUGCACCAAUCAGAGUAGCUGUUGUAUUCGUAACCAAUGAUGAUAUGAAGGUCACGGGACAUGAUGAUGCAGGUGUGGCCCUAUCUAGGGCAUAUGAUAUACUUAGUCAAGAAGAGAAUCAUGGGAAGGCUUUGUCAUUUGUCACUGAUGUGUAUGAAAAAGUGAAGUCAGGAACCAUUGCACCAGAACAAGUUGUUGAAGUGUUUCAAAAGAAGUAUAAAGAUCAUGACUUUGAAAUGAUAUUUGGUUCUGAUGAUGAAUAUGAUACAAGCAGAAAGGCAGCUUUAGAUUAUAUAAAAAGAGCAGGACUAAAGGAUUUCCCCCAGGUAUUAUUGAAUGGUGUUCCACUGAAGGAGAAAUAUUUAACAGAGAAUACAUUUGAAGAGGGAGUUGUAUCAGAGAUCAUGGCACAGACACCAGAUAUACAGAAAGCUGUCUAUAAUGGGAACUUACAUGAUGGCAACAAUAUACAUGAAUGGUUGAUGGAGAAGAGUAAUGUGUUACCCAGAUUAAACUCUCGUGUUCUGUCUCCACCAGUCAAAACACUAGACCUGACGGUUAAUAUUGAUGGAGGCUCCUUUGAUGAUGUGGAUACAUUUGGACUACUUACUUCAGAUGACAUGACAGCUGUUAUGGCAGAAAAUAUGAAAUAUAUGCAGAGAAGAGAUAACAUUGUAUUAAGAGCAGUGACCAUGUGGGUGGUUUGUGAUGUAGAAACAACAGAAGGGAGACAACUCCUAUAUAAUGCUAUUAAGCAACUGAAACAUUCCCAUGAUUUGAGGGUUGGUGUGGUAUUUAAUACUGAAGUUGAAGAAGGCAAAGAUUAUAUGAUCAGUAAGGCUAUUUUCUUAGCUCUUAAAACAUUAGACACCUCAGAAGCCAAGAAUUUCAUCACCAAGCUUGUAAAGGAAGAAAAUGUCAAAGAUUUGGUCGAGGCUAAGAAAACACUGAGAGAUUUUGAAGUCAGUGGAAUGGAUAUGGAUAGUUUCUUAUCUCAGCUUGAUAAUUUAUUAACUCAUUUCCUGAGAGUCCAUAGACUGUUUGUUAGAUCUGUCCUAGGAUGGAGAACAGAAGCAAGAGGGCUGGUCACUAAUGGCAAGGUUAUAGGAGCAUUUGACGACACUGAAGAAUUUACAGAAGAGGAUAUUGCAUUGCAAGAGAAAUUUGUUUUUGAGAAAGGAGCAAAGAAGAUCAAAGAAAGAGUAAUGAAGAUGGGAAUUUUAGAUGAAAGAGGAAGUGAUAUGGUGAUGAAAGUUUCUGCUUUGUUGUCAUCUAAAACCUCUACUACUGAAAGAAAAGAAAUCAAUUUCCAUGCAGAUGAACACAGUGUAUUGAAGAUUCUAGGUGAUACAAAUGAACCUGCCUUCCAGAUAGAGGCUAUUAUAGAUCCUGUGUCUAGUGAAGCACAGAAAUUAGCUCCUAUUCUCUUGGUUCUGAAAAGAGCAGUAAAUGUUGAUAUAAAAAUCUUUAUGAACAGCAGGGAUAAAUUAUCAGAGAUGCCAUUAACUACAUAUUACCGCUAUGUUCUGAGCCCUGAUGUAGAAUUUGAGCCAAAUGCAAUGUUUAAGUCUGGACAGAAGGCAGUAUUUACAGGACUCCCACAUAAAUCUGUACUGACAUUAGGAAUGAAGUGUCCAGAAAGUUGGAUGGUGGAAUCAGUCAAAGCAUUGUAUGAUCUGGAUAAUAUUCUGUUAGAGGAGGUUGACAGUGUUGUACACGCAGAAUUUGAUUUGGAAUAUCUUUUGUUGGAGGGUCAUGGAUCAGAUGGUACGUCUGGACAGCCACCACGAGGUCUACAGUUUACUCUAGGAUCUAAUUCGACACCUAUGGUAGACACCAUUGUUAUGGCUAAUCUAGGAUAUUUCCAGCUAAAGGCUACACCUGGACUUUGGCAUCUCAGACUGAGAGAAGGAAGGUCUAGAGAAAUAUAUGAUAUUGCAAGUCAUGAAUAUACAGACACCCCUUCAGAUUCAGAUGAUGUCGUCAUUUCUGUCAAUAGUUUCAAGAGUAAAAUUAUUAGAAUCAAAGUUGAAAAGAAAGAAGACAAGAAAAAUGAAGACUUAUUAAAAGAACCACAGGAUGAAGAAAAAGGUUUAUGGGAUUCUAUUUCAAGCACACUAACAGGAGACAAAGGUGGCACAAAAGAUGUAGACGAGACUUUAAAUAUCUUCUCCCUAGCAUCAGGUCUUAUGUAUGAAAGAUUGAUGAGAAUUAUGAUGAUGAGUGUUUUGAAACAUACAAAGUCAAAAGUAAAGUUUUGGUUUUUGAAAAAUUACUUAUCACCAUCUUUUAAGGAUUUUAUACCAAAAAUGGCUGAAAAUUAUGGAUUUGAAUAUGAAUUAGUACAGUACAAAUGGCCGAGAUGGUUGAAUCAGCAGAAAGAAAAACAAAGAGUUAUGUGGGGAUAUAAGAUCCUUUUCCUUGAUGUAUUGUUCCCAUUGGAUGUAAAGAAAUUUAUAUUUGUUGAUGCUGAUCAGAUUGUAAGAGCAGAUCUCCAAGAAUUGCAUGACUUAGAUUUGAAUGGGGCUCCAUAUGGGUACACUCCUUUCUGCAGUGAUAGAAAAGAAAUGGAUGGAUUCAGAUUUUGGAAAUCAGGUUAUUGGGCCAGUCAUUUAGCUGGAAGAAAAUACCAUAUCAGUGCCUUAUAUGUAGUAGACUUGAAAAAGUUCCGCAAGAUAGCAGCUGGUGAUAGAUUGCGUGGACAAUAUCAAGGAUUAAGUCAGGAUCCUAACAGUUUAUCUAACUUAGAUCAAGAUUUACCUAAUAAUAUGAUACAUCAAGUUAGCAUUAAAUCAUUGCCACAGGAGUGGCUGUGGUGUGCCACUUGGUGUAGUGAUGAAUCUAAAGCUAAGGCUAAAACUAUAGAUCUGUGCAAUAAUCCAUUAACCAAAGAGCCAAAAUUAAAAGCAGCUUUAAGAAUAGCACCAGAAUGGAAAGAUUAUGAUUAUGAAAUAAAAGUUUUAUGGGAUAAAAUAUAUGGUACAAAUACAAGAAAUCAACUAGAAUAUGAAGCACCAAAUGUAGAUACUAAAGAAAUAGGUGCCAAAUUAGGUCUCCAUGACGAGUUAUAACGACUACUUAAUAACUAGUUUUAAAUUUGACAGUUGAAUCUUCAGAUUUUAGUUAUACAUAUAUGUAAAUCUAUACUAAUUUAUCAUUCUGAAUUUUUAUUGUUUGCAUUUAUUGUUUGUUCUUAACAGGAAAAAAUAAUUGUAAAACAAUUGUUAAGUUCCACAAGGGACCAUAUGACCAAUAUUUAAGAUAAAUCAUGUGUUUAAGUUGUUAUUGGAGGUUACUGAAUAACUUUGUUAGUAUUUUUUUCUGAAUGAGCUGGACUUUUCACAAUACUAAUGUUCAAUUGAUGUUUUUUGUUUCAAUUAUUGUAAUACCCUGUGAACAGAAUUAUUAUUUUGCAAAUCAUGAUGUUCCUCAAACAAAAUAUGCACCAAUACAUUAAAGAAAUACUUAAUUUGGUAUUAAAGUAAACUUCUGGGUUUAGUUCUCUGUGUAUCAAAAGUAAGACUCGAAACUAAUAGAAAACUUAGAUUGUUGUAUCUCUACUGAUAAGAGCAAGUGUAUUGCCACCUGGAAAAUUAAAUCAUGGAAAAUAUCAGUUAUUCAUAAUAAUAUUGCUGAAUCAUUUAUCUAAACAAAAACCCAAAAUCUUUAUUUCUUUUCCAAAUGAGAAAUAAAACCUCUUGAAUUCUUGUUAUGUAAACAUUUGAUUUAAGUGUUAUGAUAACGAUUAAUACAAAAAUUGAUUGUAAAUUGUACUGUUAAGUGCUGAACAUUUUCUUAUUAUUUUUGAAUGAUUGUUUGUGACAACGUCAUAGGUUUUUACUUCUUAAAUCCUCUCAGUUUUUAUCACAUAAUUAUUCACAAAAUACUUUAUAUUUUGUUGCUAACUAGUGUUAGUAUUUAGAAGUCACAUUUCAACAUUUUACCUUAAUACAACAAAAUGCAGUACAGUAAUUGAAUCUGAUUUAUUAGACAAUCGUAGUGUUGAUGAUAUUUACAAAAUUUGUCAAUUGGAAAUUGAUGUUUAUCAACGAACAAUACUUUCCUGACUCAGGUUUAAGAUUCAUAUGCAUCUAAUUUAAAGAAUAAUCAUAAGACAUUAUUAUAUGUGAAGAUUAAAAUCUAGAUAUAUGUAGGAUACUGGAACAGGUUGAUCUCAGUUGUACUUUUGGACAUGUGGAUAGGUAGUGGGGUAGUUAUCUUUUUUCUCAUAUAUAUAUAUAUAUAUAAUGUUAGCUAUGUAUAAAUGCUUUGGAUGAAAAUUGUAAUGUAAGGUGAAUCAUUGUUUAUAUGUGUCUAUCUUCUGAAACUUUUAAAGUAUUCAUAUAUGGCUUAUAUUUUAGCUACUUAAUUUCUGUAACAUUAACCUGACUGGUAUUGAAACAUAACUUAUUAGUUUGAUCACUGAGAUUUUUCAAAAAAGGACACAUAUAAAUGCUGUUAUUAUAUUGGUUAAUUUGCAGCACAAGGUAAUAUUUUAUGUACGUUUUCAACAGGUCUUCCAGUAGGUAGAUUAAACUCACAAUGUCACAUAUUGUCUUAUUGCAUUUACUUUACUUGUUAAAGUAAGUUAAUGUUAAUACUGCCAGGAAAGAUGCAGCACACAAGAAUUUUGGGGAAAUAACAAACAUGACUAGGUUAUAGCUCUUGGAAAAUGAGACAAUUUUUAGAGGGACCUAUGUCUAUUUUUUAAUUUCACUGAAUUUUAUGUGCCAGUUGAUAAUGGUGUUUACCUCUAAGUUUUUAUCAUCAUACUAUAAAAAAAUUGGCAUAAUGCAGGUAAGCAAAGACAUUAGGUAAACAAUCUAUAACCAAGUGCUAGAAAUAUACUUUGACUCUACUUGUUUGAAGUUGUCUUUUAAAAAAAAAUCCAAAAUUUUUAUUGAUGCGCACAAUUUUUAAGUAUCUUCUCUUAUAGAAUAUCUGAAAUAAAUAUUAGAAUAGGCUUGCUAAAUUCAUAUUUAUUUGUUUACACUCUUAAUUUUGUAUUGUAAUCAGUUUGCGAUAAUGUUAAGUGUAUGUACACUCUGAAUGAUAAGAAAACAGUGAUAUUGUAUUUUAUUUUUAGUAUUUGUUUUAUUUUGUUAUCUUAUAUAUCAAUUUAAAUUUACCUAUAAAAUUGUAUUUAACUUUUUUUUAAUCUAAACAACCUCAUGCUACAAUGUUGAUACUUAAACGAUGAGUGAAGAAAAGUUAUAAAGUGCAAUUGACAUUGGAAUUCCAUUUAUCUUUCUUCCUUUUUUGGGGGGAGGGAGUAAAAAAUCAUUUUCUCAUUAAAUCACAUUGAAAUAGAGAAAACAACUUUUUAUCUUUGACUUGUUUACAUAGGUUAUACCCAUUUUCUGUUGAUCUUCUAGUUGCUUAAUAUAUAUAUAUUAUAUUGUGUCAUCAUCAUAAGGUAUUGAUUUUUAGGUGAAUGUUGAGUGAUUUGUAUGAGUGAGUGAAAUGAAUGCCACUUGUUCUGUGUGGAUUACCAAAGAGUUGGUAUUAUUGUAUGUUAUUUCAAAAAUCAUAAGAGUAAUUGUAUUAUGAUUGAUCUCCAUUCCAAGUGUCAUACACCUUUAUCUGUAUAUGUAUGAACUAACUUUAGCACAGUCAGGUAAAUAUGAUAAAGGAAGAUAGAGAGUUUGUUUCAUCUUUACAGGUACAUGUAGUGUAAUUAUGAAUACAUGUAUUAAAGACUGAGUCAUUGUUAAAUCAUUUUCCAAUUAAAAAAUUAAAAUAUCA
This is a messenger RNA of Mytilus trossulus (common blue mussel), 7341 nucleotides long. Its product is annotated as UDP-glucose:glycoprotein glucosyltransferase 1-like. Bases 63 to 4667 code for a protein of 1534 amino acids. The transcript is spliced from 41 exons. NCBI's taxonomy places the organism in Eukaryota, Metazoa, Mollusca, Bivalvia, Mytilida, Mytilidae. The record is from RefSeq and is a predicted model, not a curated record. Gene Ontology annotation, cellular component: endoplasmic reticulum. Gene Ontology annotation, molecular function: UDP-glucose:glycoprotein glucosyltransferase activity.